AUGGUCCCUCUGGCGCAGAUGGAGAAUGAUUUUGCCGCCAAAUCUAGGGUUCUCAGCUUCUAUCGACAUGUUUCUGUAGACCCCGACAUCCGUGCGGCGUCGGCCAAUGCGCAGGCACUGUUUGACGACUUUGAUGCCGAGUGCUGGCGGAGAGAGGACAUUUUUGAGCUCGUGGCCGUUGUAUACCAUAAUUCCGAGGAGCUCACGGGUGAGUCCAAGCUGCUCGUAGAGACGUCAUAUCAUCGAUUUCUCAAGUCGGGCUUUGGAAUACGCGACGCCGCGGGCAGGGAACGGUUCGAGGAAAUCCAACGCCGUCUCAGCAUGAUCCACGCAGAAUCCCGCGAAAAUCUGAGCCACUGCACGGAUGAGAUCUUUUUCAGCCUGGAGGAGCUGGAGGGCGUUCCCGAGUUUACCGUCAAGCAGCUCGAGUAUGACGACAGCAGCGGCAAGCUGCGGCUCGAUCUGUCGAACCCGGCGCACAGGAACAUCCUCCCCUCCGCCAGCAAGAGCAGCACGCGAAAACAGCUCUUCCUUGCGAGUGAUGCAAGAUGCGGCGUCAACGUGCCCCUGGUCAAAGAGGCUGUGCAGCUCCGGUACGAAAUGGCCAAGCUGCUGGGCUUUGACAGCUACGCUGCUUUGCAGCUGCAAUCGAGAGUAGCCAAGACACCGGAGCGCGUCCGAGAAUUCUUGCUGGAUCUGCAGUCAAAGCUGCGGCCAUGCGGCCUAGCAGCCGUACAGAAAUUGAGGGACCUUAAGCGAAACGAUGCGGACAAGGACGAUGAGAGUGACGAAUUCUUUCAUUGGGAUUAUGACUACUAUCACAGCCGGCUACUCAAGUCCCAGCUGUCCGUGGACAGAUCGCAGACUCGAGAAUACUUUCCUUUGCAAAGUACGACGUCAGCUAUUAUGGAUCUCUUCAGUGAGCUGUUUGGGAUAAGGUUCAUUGAGAUUAGAGCCGUCGAAGAUGAUGUCUGGCAUCCAAAUGUCCAGCUAUUCUCCGUCUACAAUGAUGCAAGUCAUGGGGCCGAGUUUCUUGGCUACUUGUAUCUUGAUCUCCUCCAUCGCGACGGCAAGUACCCGAGUGAAUCAGGCUUUAAUUUGGAGCCGGGAUUCACUCGAAAAGAUGGAACACGCCACUACCCGUCGACUGCCCUGCUUUGUGCCUUUUCUGAGCCAACACCGACCAAGCCGAGCUUACUCGGCCAUUUCGAAGUGACGACCCUUCUCCACGAGCUGGGACACUGCAUCCACGACCUGGUGUCCAAGACACAGUACUCGCGUUUCCACGGGCGCCAAGGCCUGGCCGCGGAUGUCGGCGAGCUACCCAGCCAAAUGCUCGAGUACUGGUGCCGGACCCCGUCGCAGCUCAAGGCGCUCAGCUACCACUACUCGCACCUCAGCCCGGCACACCUCGCCGCGUGGCAAGAGGAAAACGAAGGCAAGGCGCAGCCGGAGCCCGAGAUUCCAGACGAGCUUAUCCAGGUGCUCACGCAGGCGGGACGAUCGACGCUCGGCCCGCUGUUCCAUCUGGACCAGAUGCAUCGCGCCUCGUUUGACCUCACCGUCCACCAGAUUGCGAGCGAGGAGGAGGCCGAGUACCUGGACAUUACCGUGCUGUGGAACGCGUCGCGCAAGGAGAUGGGGCUCCUUGACGGACAAGAGGUCUUUGACGGAAAUUACACGCACGGGAACGGAUACGCCACCACCACGCACCUGAUGAUGCCCGACCACGCCGCUGGCUACUACGGCUAUUUGUACUCCAAGGUAUACGCGGCGGACUUGUUUUACAGCGAGUUCCAUGACCAUCCGCGGGACGCCGAGAGAUUCAAGCGCUAUCGACAGUGUGUACUUGAAAGCGGUGGUAGUAGAGAUGGGUUUCAGAAUUUGGUGAAUUUUCUAGGGCGUGAGCCAUCGGGCGAUGCCUUUUGUCACAGCUUGUUGAACUAG
This is a messenger RNA of Cordyceps militaris CM01, 1947 nucleotides long. RefSeq names its product metallopeptidase MepB. Gene Ontology annotation, biological process: peptide metabolic process; proteolysis. The transcript has 3 exons. Bases 1 to 1947 code for a protein of 648 amino acids. Gene Ontology annotation, molecular function: metalloendopeptidase activity. NCBI's taxonomy places the organism in Eukaryota, Fungi, Ascomycota, Sordariomycetes, Hypocreales, Cordycipitaceae. Gene Ontology annotation, cellular component: mitochondrial intermembrane space. The record is from RefSeq and is a predicted model, not a curated record.